GUCUCGCUUCAUCACCCCCUCACAUCCCUGCUCAUCUCAUCUCCAUUCACUUCCUCCGUAAUGGCCACCUCUCCGGCACCCCCAAGUCAUUUCCCUUCAUCCUCUGCGGCCGGCGGUACGCCCCACCGCACACCGCUUGCGUCCUCCUCCCUCGGUGGCUCACGUCCCAUCGACCCUCUGAACUAUCGGGAUGUCCACGGCUUGGGAGCCACCGCCGAGGGACGACGCCCAACGCGCGAGUUAGACAUCGCCGACAAUACGGACGAAGGCCGGCGCCCACAACCACGAACGCGUAUCCAGGACCGGUCAAAUAUCCCGCUCGUGUCCGAUGAGCUCGGCGAGAAGGUGCAAGCGCAAUUUGAGAAGUUCCUCGAGAACUACACGGAUGGCGUUGAGUUUCCCCCGACUCCUUCGUCAACCGGAAUGGGGGAGAGGGAAGAACCCAAUUCCGACCAGAGGCCAUACAUCGACCAAAUCUGGCAGAUGAAGGAGCUGGAAUGGGCGACUCUGUACGUCGACUGGCGACACCUCAUGGAACGUGAGGAGACGCUCGCAACCGCCAUUCAGAACCAGUACUACCGCUUUGUGCCAUUCCUUAAGCGUGCAGUGCAGAACAUGGUCCAGAAGUACGCCCAGGAGUACGUCUUCCGAUCGGCUCCGACUGUCGCUAGCCCUAGCGGCUCAUUCACCAACGUGAAUUUCAAGGACUUCUCGGUUGCGUUUCACAAUAUGCCUCUUACCGCUGGUAUCCGGCAGCUGCGCAUGGAAAAUGUCGGCAAGCUCAUGAGCAUCUCAGGGACUGUAACACGAACAUCCGAGGUACGCCCAGAGCUCGUGUCGGCGACCUUUAAGUGUGAGGAGUGCGGCACGCUCGUUCAUAACGUUGAGCAGCAAUUCAAGUAUACUGAGCCGCUCAUGUGCACAAACGCGACAUGUCAGAAUCGCAAAAGUUGGCAGCUCAACCUGGAGAUGUCGAAGUUUGCAGACUGGCAGAAGGUUCGCAUUCAAGAAAACGCAAACGAGAUACCCACUGGUAGCAUGCCUCGUUCCCUCGACGUCAUUCUGCGCGCGGAAGAGGUUGAGCGCGCAAAGGCUGGUGACAAGUGUACCUUCACGGGCACUUUCAUUGUAGUCCCGGACGUGUCGCAACUGGGCAUUCCAGGCGUCACAAACGAGAUGAUGCGCGAGAACCAAAACGGACGAACCGACGGUGGUGUCGCCAGCCAGGGUGUGACCGGUCUCAAGACCCUAGGCGUGCGCGACCUCCUGUACAAGACUGCCUUCUUAGCCUGCAGUGUAUCGAAUGCUGACCAGACCGGAUCGGUCGGCGACAUUCGCGCUGACUUUGACAACGACGACGCGGAGGCUUAUCUGCAAACUCUCACGCAACAAGAGCUCGAUGAGCUCCAGGAGAUGCGCCUAAACCCGGACAUCUACCAGCUCCUGGUCCGGUCCAUUGCCCCCACAGUCUAUGGACACGACAUUGUCAAGCGUGGUAUUCUGUUGCAACUGAUGGGCGGCGUGCACAAGCAGACGUCAGAAGGCAUCAAUCUUCGCGGAGAUAUCAACGUCUGCAUCGUCGGCGACCCAUCGACAUCAAAGUCGCAGUUCCUCAAGUACGUCUGCGGGUUCCUACCCCGCGCUGUAUACACGUCGGGCAAGGCGUCUUCAGCUGCUGGUCUCACAGCAGCCGUCGUUAAAGAUGAGGAGACAGGGGAAUUCACAAUUGAGGCCGGUGCUCUCAUGCUGGCGGACAACGGUAUCUGCGCCAUCGACGAAUUUGACAAGAUGGAUAUCGCUGAUCAGGUCGCCAUUCACGAGGCAAUGGAGCAGCAAACCAUCUCCAUCGCCAAAGCUGGUAUCCAGGCUACCCUCAACGCACGUACCUCAAUUUUAGCCGCUGCCAACCCUAUCGGCGGUCGCUACAAUCGCAAGCAGUCUUUGCGCGCCAACGUGGCGAUGUCGGCACCCAUCAUGUCACGUUUUGAUCUCUUCUUCGUGGUGCUGGACGAGUGCAACGAGGAGGUGGAUCUCAGGCUCGCGCAACACAUUGUCAACGUCCACCGCAUGCGCGACGCAGCGAUCAAGCCCGUGUUCUCUACAGAGUCUCUCCAACGGUACAUUCGGUACGUGAGGACAAUCAGGCCCAAGAUCUCUCCCCAGGCUUCACAGGUUCUGGUGGAGAAGUAUCGUCAGCUGCGACAGGACGAGGGCGGUCCCGGAAAGUCGAACUUCCGCAUUACGGUGCGCCAGCUCGAGUCGAUGAUUCGCCUGUCUGAGGCCAUUGCGCGCGCGAAGAGCCAGGAAGUGAUUACACCGGACAUUGUCAAGGAGGCGUACUCGCUGCUCCGCCAGUCGAUCAUUCACGUGGAGCAAGACGACCUCGACCUCGAUGAUGACGAGAUCGAGAUGAACGGCAAUGGCAGAAACGGCCACCCCCCUACGCCCGGCCUGAGUGGCGGUGACGACACAAUGGAUCAGGACGAGGACGCGGCCCAUAUCGCUGCCCUUGAGGCGGCUGAAUCCAGUCACCAAGCUGGGACGUCCGCAGGGGCGACCGUCGUCCCAGCGCAGAGGCGUAUUCGGAUCACCUACGACCGGUACAUGGAGAUCAUGAACCUUUGUGUGUUGCACCUCUCCGACGUCGAGAGGACGACAGGCAAGGGUGUAGAUCGCGAAGAGCUGAUUAUGUGGUAUCUCGAGCAGAAGGAAUCUCAGUUCGCGGAUGAGGAGGAAGCUGAGUAUGAGCACACGCUCAUUUCCAAAGCCCUCACGCGUCUGGCCAAAGAGAACUACCUCAUUGAGAUCAGAGGCGAGGCCCAGGAGGGUCUACGGCCAUCCGGCGAACUGGAGGAGAGUGGCGAGUCGCUCCCUUCGGACAAGAUUUUCUACAUGGUGCAUCCACAGGUAGAUCUGUCCGACUUAUCGUCCUCUGCGCCGCGCAUGACAGCCUAGGUGUAUUGUUGGUAGCCGCCCGCCUGCGGGGCCUGUAUUCUUCGGCCAUGGAUGGUAUGCGUUACAUGCGGUGAACGGAGAGAUGCUAUGCCCUG
Molecule: messenger RNA, 3050 nt
Organism: Cutaneotrichosporon oleaginosum
Lineage: Eukaryota; Fungi; Basidiomycota; Tremellomycetes; Trichosporonales; Trichosporonaceae
Biological process (GO): mitotic DNA replication; double-strand break repair via break-induced replication; DNA replication initiation
Cellular component (GO): MCM complex; nucleus
Molecular function (GO): single-stranded 3'-5' DNA helicase activity; ATP binding; single-stranded DNA binding
Source: RefSeq, a predicted model, not a curated record